Molecule: messenger RNA, 1421 nt
Organism: Sinocyclocheilus rhinocerous
Lineage: Eukaryota; Metazoa; Chordata; Actinopteri; Cypriniformes; Cyprinidae
Gene: sid4
Product: secreted immunoglobulin domain 4
Exons: 8
Coding region: 78-1181 (367 amino acids)
Cellular component (GO): neuron projection
Source: RefSeq, a predicted model, not a curated record
GUGUGUGUGUGUGUGAUAAAGAGAGAGAGGAGGAGUGUUAAACAGUGAUCCAGACAGAGAAAGAUCUCCAGUCCAUCAUGAACGUCCAAACCGCAGCGCUGGUUCUCUCUGCUGUCCUGCACACAGUAUGGGGUCAGAGUCCCGUUGUGUCCGUCCGGCCGCGUACAGCUGCUGUUAAACUCGGCGAGACGGUCAGCUUCACCUGCCGCGUGACCAGCGGCUCACAGCCCCUCCAGCUGGAGUGGAAGAGGACCAACAACCAGCCGCUGGGAGGUGCCUUCAUAUCACCAACCUUUUGUUACGCAGACCUGGCAACCCUGAUGUGGUUUCAGAGUGUGUUUGUUGAUGCAGAGCCUCCGAAGGUGCGUGUGACGCCGUCUGGGCCGCUGUCGGUUCGCGCGGGUGAGAGUGUGACUCUGGAGUGCCGUGUCACCGGGAAGCCCCGCCCCUCCAUCAGCUGGACCAAACAGGGCGGUGAGGCGGAGCUUGUUUCCACGACAACAGACACCACAGCAUCACUACAGGUGACCGUGCUGUCAGCAGAGGAUGCUGGGAUAUUUGUGUGCCGCGCUCAGAGCAGGGAGGGGCUUGCUGAGGGGCGGGUGGAGCUCAGGCUGGAGGGCGGAGCCUCUGCUGGGAACUUACAGCAGUCUGUUGCAUUACCGUUUACAAUUCUAUGUAAUUGGGUGUAUUCAUUAUCUCAUUAUUAUUUCCCUCUGUUUUUCCCAGGUUCACCCACUCCAGGCAUCUCCUGGUCGAAGCUGCGGGCGCCGUUGCCGUGGCAACACAAGGUGAACGGCGGGAUUCUGACCCUUAAUAACGUGGGUCGGCAGGACUCAGGCCAGUACAUCUGUAACGCCACGAGCGCCCUGGGCUUCAGCGAGGCCUACGUGCAGCUGGAGGUGGACUCGCCUCCGUACACCACCACACUGACGGAGGAGACAGUGGCUCGUCCCGGUGAUGCCUUGCGUCUGCAGUGUCUCGCUCACGGCUCUCAUCCAAUCCGCUUCCGCUGGACGCGUGUGGGCGGAGCCUCCAUGCCGCCGGGGGCGGAGACCACCAAAGAUGGCCUGCUGAAGAUCGCGCAGCUGAAAGUAACAGACAGCGGCACGUAUAAGUGUGUGGCGACCAAUCACGUGGGCUCCAGUGAAGCGCUGACCAAAGUUACUGUGAGAGCUUAAUCACAGACCUGCUGAUUGUAAAAAUCUACCCAUUAAUUAUGAGGACAUCAGAGACUUCAGACCUACAAGACGAUGAAGCUCGGAGACGAGACAAACGUGAAGUUUUGCUAAGGUGUUCAGAACAGCAGAAAAAAUGUUUCGUCUGUUCAUAUUCUGCUAUUUUGAAUAUUUCUGAAAUGUCACGAUGGAAAGAUGCUUUCACUUUGGCAUUCAAGUCAAAUAAACACAUAAUAAAAAGUU